AGCUGCGCGCCCCGCGCUCGCGCUCAGACGCCCCGCGACCCACGCGCACGUUCGGCUCUGUGUUGCCCGCCGGAGCGGGCAGGAGCACCAUGGCCUUCCAGGGCAGGAAAAGCGUCCCCCGGACCACGAGUGACCGGCUGCUGAUCAGAGGGGGCAAGAUCGUGAAUGAUGACCAGUCCUUCUACGCCGACGUGUAUGCAGAAGACGGGCUGAUAAAACAAAUCGGAGAACAUCUCAUCGUCCCCGGGGGCGUUAAGACCGUCGAUGCCCACGGCCUUCUGGUGCUUCCCGGAGGGAUUGAUGUCCACACGCGCCUGCACAUGCCCGUCCUGGGCAUGGCCCCGGCUGACGACUUCUGUCAGGGCACCAAAGCGGCCCUUGCCGGAGGCACCACCAUGGUCUUGGACCAUGUGUUCCCCGACGUGGGUGUGAGCCUGCUGGCCGCCUAUGAACAGUGGCGGGAGCAGGCAGACAGCAUGGCCUGCUGUGACUACUCCCUGCAUGUGGACAUCACUCGCUGGCAGGAGAGCGCCAGAGACGAGCUGGAGGCCCUGGUCAGGGACAAGGGUGUGAACUCCUUCCUGGUCUUCAUGGCAUACAAGGACAGGUGCCAGUGCACGGACGGGCAGAUGUAUGAGAUCUUGAGUGUCAUCAGGGACCUGGGUGCCUUGGCACAGGUGCACGCCGAGAACGGGGACAUCGUGGAGGAGGAGCAGAAGCGGCUGCUGGCACUCGGCAUCACCGGCCCGGAGGCCCACGUGCUCAGCCACCCGGAGGAGGUAGAGACUGAGGCCGUGUUCCGGGCCAUCACCAUCGCCAAGCAGGCCAACUGCCCCCUGUACGUCACGAAAGUCAUGGGCAAGGGUGCAGCCGACGUCAUCGCCCAGGCCAAGCGCAGGGGCGUGGUUGUAUUUGGGGAGCCCAUCACUGCCAGUCUGGGCACUGACGGCUCACACUACUGGAGCAAGAACUGGGCCAAGGCCGCGGCUUUUGUCACAUCACCACCCAUCAGCCCAGACCCCACCACUGCAGCCCACCUUGCCUCCCUGCUGUCCAGUGGGGAUCUGCAGGUGACAGGCAGCGCCCACUGCACCUUCACCACGGCCCAGAAGGCCGUAGGCAAGGACAACUUCACCCUGAUCCCCGAGGGCACCAACGGCGUCGAGGAGCGCAUGUCGGUGGUCUGGGAAGCAUGCGUGGCCUCAGGGAAAAUGGACGAGAACGAGUUUGUGGCGGUGACCAGCACAAAUGCCGCCAAGGUCUUCAAUCUGUACCCCCGGAAAGGGCGUGUAGCCGUGGGCUCGGACGCGGACCUGGUCAUCUGGAACCCCAAGGCCACGAGGGUUAUCUCGGCCAAGACCCACAACCUGAACGUGGAGUACAACGUGUUGGAGGGGCUGGAGUGCCGGGGAGCCCCCGUGGUGGUGGUGAGCCAGGGCCGCGUGGUGCUGGAAGACGGGGUCCUGUCCGUCACACCAGGCGCCGGCCGCUUCAUCCCCCGCAAGCCCUUCCCGGACUUUGUCUACAAGAGGAUAAAGGCACGCAACAGGCUAGCGGAGAUCCACGGCAUCCCCCGAGGCCUCUACGAUGGGCCAGUGCAUGAGGGGCCGGUGCCCGCCAAGCUGGGGGGUGGUGCCCAGGCCCGUGUGUCCUGCCCUGGCAAGAUCUCAGUGCCGCCCGUGCGCAACCUGCACCAGUCAGGAUUCAGCCUCUCGGGCUCACAGGCGGACGACCACAUCGCCAGGCGCACAGCGCAGAAGAUCAUGGCACCCCCUGGUGGCCGCUCCAACAUCACCUCCCUCUCCUAGACCUGGGGACCACAUGCCUUCCCAGAGGGCCAGUACCCGCCCCUGCCCCGUCAGUUUGUCCCUCCUAGAACCUUCAAGGUGCUGCUCCCGCCUGCUCCUCCCCCACAGGCGCACCCUUGGGGACCCCCAGUCUGGUCCUGGAGAACAGGGACCAAUUUCACUGCCAGUGCAAGGUGGCUCAGCAGGGGUGGCCCUGGUACCACCAGGUGCUUCGUCAGCUGCAGGGAGGCAGCCGAGGAGUGGAGCUCCGGCUUGGGAGCCCUGCAGGUGCAGGCUGCCUUCCUGCGUUCACCACUGCCGCCCUAGCCGCCCCCGUGCAGGGAGGCGGAAGCCCCGGGCCGCUGCGUGCCCAGGACAGGGCUGUGAAUUCAGGGAUUCCACAGAAACCAAGUUCCCCAGCCUGUGCCCCCUCCGUGAGAAGUCCCUGGGGGUGAGAACACUUGUAGCUUAGUCGGACACACGGUCCCCAGGGUGUUGUGCCCAGGUGAGGCGGGGACAUUAAAGGUGUCUGCUUGGA
Molecule: messenger RNA, 2325 nt
Organism: Ochotona princeps (American pika)
Lineage: Eukaryota; Metazoa; Chordata; Mammalia; Lagomorpha; Ochotonidae
Gene: DPYSL4
Product: dihydropyrimidinase like 4
Exons: 14
Coding region: 90-1808 (572 amino acids)
Cellular component (GO): cytoplasm; cytosol
Molecular function (GO): hydrolase activity, acting on carbon-nitrogen (but not peptide) bonds, in cyclic amides
Source: RefSeq, a predicted model, not a curated record